AUGUCCAAACAUCAAGCACAGGUCGUUGGCGACUUUACGAUUGGUCCUGAAAUUGGUCGGGGCUCCUUUGCCAAUGUCUACAAGGGCUACGACAACCGGACAAAAGCCCCCGUUGCGGUCAAGUCUGUGUUUAGGAGCCGUCUAAAGAACCAAAAGCUCGUGGAGAAUUUGGAGAUCGAGAUCUCCAUCCUCAAGAACUUGAAAAACCCUCACAUUGUGGCCUUAUUGGACUGCGUCAAGACAGACCAGUACUUUCAUCUAUUUAUGGAGUACUGCUCGCUGGGGGACUUGUCAUACUUUAUCCGCCGGAGGGACCAGCUGGUGCAGACACAUCCGCUGAUCAGCUCAAUUCUGGAGAGGUACCCUUCCCCUCCCAACAGCCACGGUCUGAAUAAGGUUCUGGUGGUGAACUUCCUCAAGCAGCUGGCCUCUGCACUGGAGUUUCUCAGGGACCAAAAUCUGGUGCACAGAGACAUCAAGCCGCAGAACUUACUACUAUCGCCGCCGGUGCAUUCCAAGGAGGAGUUUAAGAGAAAAGGCUACUCUGGGUUGUGGGAGCUUCCCGUCCUGAAAAUCGCGGAUUUUGGGUUUGCUCGGUUCUUGCCAUCAACGUCUAUGGCUGAGACCCUGUGUGGCUCGCCAUUGUACAUGGCUCCUGAAAUUCUGCGGUACGAGAAGUACAACGCGAAGGCGGAUCUCUGGUCUGUCGGAGCGGUGAUCUACGAAAUGUCCGUUGGCAAACCACCUUUCAGGGCGUCAAAUCACGUGGAAUUGCUUAGGAAGAUCGAAAAAUCAAAAGACGAAAUCACUUUCCCAGUAUCGGCAGAGGUCCCUGAUGACCUUGUGAGGCUCAUUUGCGGCCUUCUGAAGGCCAAUCCAACGGAGAGAAUGGGCUUCCAGGAGUUCUUCAACGACCCGCUGAUUGUAUAUGACGUUCAAUGCGCAGACGAGCCUUUGGAGUGCUCAAACGUGGACGAGCAGUUGUUCAUCAGCGAGUACCUGCCUAAUCCGAAGAACUCACCUCCUGCAAAGCCUGCCCCGGAAACAAUAAAGGAGGAGUCGGAGGAAGAAGAGAGAGCCGAAAAGGCCCCUACAGAUUCGCUUCUAAUUGGUAAGGCGGCUGACCUGAGAAUACCUAGACCGAUGGAAGGCUCUGGCAAGGACGAGGUGAUCAAAAAGCUUAUCAACAAGAGCAGCCCGCCUCCAGAUACUGUCAAGGACGGACAGAUCAAAAAAGGUGCAAGAAGAGACAAGGACGAUUUUGUUUACGAAAAGGAUUACGUUGUCGUGGAGAAACGCACUGUGGAAGUGAACGCCAUUGCCGACGAGCUCGCAAAAGCUGGCGCAGGCGCAGUUGCCAUUCCAUCGCCUCAUUCGGGAACCAACGAACACAGCACGGCUAAUCCACCAGGUCCAACGGAAACGCAGAACCAGCGCCGUUUCUCUCCCUCGAGUCGCACAUCUUCAAUGGGAUCGAACAGAAGACCUAGCUGGGGUGACCGUAAGAUGCCUAUAUCCAUCAGUCCUACCAAUGCCUUAACGAAAGCCUUGGGCUACACUUCGAACAGGCUAUUUGGACAACAACAGCAACAACAACCUCAACAAUCACAACAAGCCGCUAUCGAAUCCGCAAUAACGAAUGUGACUACAAACCUUCUGGCUACCAAGACACUCAGGCCUCUGAAGCCAAGCCAAGAGACCUCCCUUGAAGACACAGAAGUAAUCAAUCAGUUGGAACUUUUGGCUACCAUGGCACAUGCCAUCUCUCUGUUUGCAGAAGUGAAAUUCAGCCAACUCAUUCCGUUGCCACCAUCAUCUUCGUCGCCAGGAUCGGCAGACUACGACGAGAUGUAUCAAAACGACGCGUUCCCGCCACAAAUGGUGAAGUCGAUCAGUAGCGAAGGUGUGGCUUUGUAUGUUGAGACUUUGUCUCUUCUGGCCAAAGCUAUGUCUAUUGCUAGUGACUGGUGGCAUCAGAACUCGUCGAAACCGUCUACCUCUCCAAAACUCAACGACCUGGUUCAGUGGAUACGGUCGCGGUUCAAUGAGUCGCUUGAAAAGGCUGAGUUUCUUCGAUUGAGGCUGGCUGAAGCGAACGAGCAGCUCGUCGGCGAGUCUGGCUCAAGCCUGAACAAGCCGGUGGUUGCAGAGAAGCUGAUUUUUGAUCGAGCUCUGGAAAUGAGCCGCACCGCGGCGAUGAACGAACUCAAGAAUGAGGAUCUGCUGGGCUGUGAGCUCAGCUACUCGACAGCAAUCUGGAUGCUUGAGGCGUUGCUGAGCAACGACGAGGAGCCGGUCACGGGCAACGAGAAGCUCGAUGCGGAGGACAAGAAGAUCAUCGAGCUGUUCAUCAACAGCAUUGGCAAUAGAUUGAAGGUUUUGCGGCAGAAGAUCGAUAAACAGGGAGUAAGAAGUUAG
Molecule: messenger RNA, 2418 nt
Organism: Ogataea parapolymorpha DL-1
Lineage: Eukaryota; Fungi; Ascomycota; Pichiomycetes; Pichiales; Pichiaceae
Product: Serine/threonine-protein kinase ATG1
Exons: 1
Coding region: 1-2418 (805 amino acids)
Biological process (GO): peptidyl-serine phosphorylation; autophagy; protein autophosphorylation
Cellular component (GO): cytoplasm; autophagosome
Molecular function (GO): protein serine/threonine kinase activity; ATP binding
Source: RefSeq, a predicted model, not a curated record